Molecule: messenger RNA, 3256 nt
Organism: Phasianus colchicus (ring-necked pheasant)
Lineage: Eukaryota; Metazoa; Chordata; Aves; Galliformes; Phasianidae
Source: RefSeq, a predicted model, not a curated record
GUGACACCGCGUGGCACGGGGACGGGAUGGGAGAGGGAGUCGAGGUCAGGUAGGACGGCGGGCCCGGCUCCGUCCUUGGUGCGAAGCCGCGUCCUCCCGGCUCCUCGCCCCGCCGUUCCGCGUUGAAGGGCACGGAGGUGUCCUGUGCGGUGCCCGCACGGUGCUGUGGGGCUGAGAGGUGGGGCUGUGGUGGAUGUGGAGCGGUGCUCGGGUGUCUUUGGCCCGAAUCUGGGGUGUUUUGGGGUCUUUGUGUCCAAAAUCUGGGGCGUUUUGGUGCUUUGGUGUCUCAAUCCGGAGCGUUUUGGUGCCCAGGUCCCCAAAUCCAGGGCACUUUGUGUCCAAAACCUGGGGCGUUUUCGUGCCUUUGUUCCCGAAUCUGAGGCGUUUUGUUGCCUUUAUGUCCAAAAUCUAUGAUAUUUUGGUGCCUUUGUCCCAAAACCAGGGCGUUUCGGUACCCAUGUCCCCAAAUUCAGGGCAUUUUGGUGCUUUUGUGUUCAAAAUCUGUGGUGUUCUGGUGCCUUUAUCUCAAAUAUAGGGCAUUUUCAUGCUUUUGUUCCAAAAUCCAGGGCAUUUUGGUGCUUUUACGCCCAAAAUAUGGGGCAUUUUGGUGCCUUUAUUCUAAAUAUUGAGACUAUUUAUACGUGUCUCUCCAUAAUCCAGGCUGUUCUGAUGCCUUUAUGCCAAAAACAAGGCGUUUUAGUGCUGAUGUCCCCAAAUCCAGGACACUUUGGUGACUUUGUCCCCAAAGCUGGGGCGCUCUGGUGCUAUUAUCCCAAAAUCUGGUGCACUUUCCUACUUUUAUCCCCAAAUACAGGGCAUUUUGGUGUUUUUUGUCCCCAAACCUGGGCAUUUUGGUGCCUGUGUCCCUCAAUCCAGGGGGUUUUGGUGCCUUUAUCCCCAAUUUUGGGAGUGUUAGUGCCUGCGUCUGCAAAAUCUGGGCUAUUUUGGUGUCUUUAUCCCAAAUCUGGGGUGUUUCGGUGCACUUUGCGUUGUUUGUUGAGAUUUGCAAGGAAUGCUCAGCUGCCUCCAGCCCAAAUUUGGGGCAUUUUGGUGCAUUCCAGCCCAAAUUCAGAACAUUUUGGUGCUUUUCCUUCGGUUUAGUUGAGAUUCAUAGCAGUGUUAGCGAAAAUUCGGGGCACUUUGGGACCUCUGAUCCAAACGUGGGGCAGUUCAGCGCCCUUCCUCCCCACCUGCUGACAUUCGUAGCCACGCUCCGUUCCUUCCAACCCAAAUUUUGGAACAUUUGGGUGCCUGCAGUGCAAAUCUGGGGCACUUUGGGGAACCUCCAACCCAAAAUUGAGUCGCUUUCGGACCUCCAACCCCAAUUUGGGGCACUUUGGGGGACCUCCAGCCCCAAGUUGAGGUACUUUGAGACCUCCAACCCAAAUCUGGGGCGCUCUGGGUCAUUUCUCUCUAUGUGUUGAGACCUGAAAGUGAUACUCAGCCGCCUCCAACCCCAAUUUGGGGCACUUUGGGGGACCUCCAGCCCCAGGUUGAGGUACUUUGAGACCUCCAACCCAAAUCUGGGGCACUUUGGGUCAUUUCUCUCCACGUGCUGAGACCUGAAAGCGAUACUCAGCCGCCUCCAACCCCAAUUUGGGGCACUCUGGGGGACCUCCAGCCCAAAUAUGAAUAAUUUUGGUGCUCCCGACCCCAAUUUGGAGCACUUAGAGACCAUCAACCGCAAUUUGGGGCCCUUUGGUUCACUUUCCCCCACACCUUGAGAUCUGAAAGCAAUACUCAGCCGCCUCUGACCCCAAUUUGGGGCAUUUUGGUGCCAUUUCCCCCCCCAUGCUGAGACGCGCAGCGACGCUGAGGGUUCCGUACCCCGAAUUUGGGGCGUUUUGCUGCUUUUGGGGCCGUUUCAGCUCUCAACCCUGCGGGUCCAACACCACAUCGCGGUUCUGCGCCUCUCCCUUCCUCCCACGGGCUGCAAAACGGGGAGCAAAAAGGGGAGAUGGGGGUCACGGAUGCAUCGCGAGGCUUUGAGCCGGCACCGCUCCCCGCGGCUCGGUUCGGUUCGCCCGGAGGACGAUGAGGAGGAGCCCCACGGAGGAUUUUGGUCCCCCCCUCUGUGUGCCCGGCGUUAAUUCCCACCUCCCUUUUGCGUCUGUUUCUUCAAGGCAAGCGGAUGCGCGUGCAGUUGUCCACCAGUCGGCUCAGGACCGCGCCCGGGAUGGGAGACAAGAGCGGCUGCUACCGGUGCGGGAAGGAAGGGCACUGGUCUAAAGAGUGUCCGGUAGAUCGCCCGGGGCAAGUGGCUGACUUUACCGAGGCCUAUAACGAGCAGUACGGAGCCGUGCGCACUCCCUACACCGCGGGCUAUGGGGAGACCAUGUAUUACGAUGACGCGUACGGCGGGAUGGCCGACUACUACAAGCGCUACCGCGUCAGGUCCUAUGCGACGGCCUCUGCGUACGACGCCUACGCAGAGCAGACCAUGGCCCAGUACUCCCAGUACGCCCAGUACUCCCAGGUCCAGUCCACGGCCAUGGCGGCCACCACGGCCAUGGCCAGCCGCAUCCCCACCACCUUAGACCCCUACGAUAGAGCUCUGCUGCCCACCCCGGGCGCGGCGGCGGCCGCUGUCGCCGCCGCUGCCACCGCCGCCGCCGCCGCGGCCUCCUCCACCUAUUACACCCGGGAUAGAAGCCCCCUGCGCCGCACGGCAGCCGCGGCCACCACCGUCGGAGAGGCGUACACGUACGAUCGUAGUCAGCUGUCGCCGGUCUCGUCGGUCGCUCGCCCUUCGCUCUACGACAUGCAGCGCUUCGAGCGCGACCCGUACGCGGACAGGGCGCGGUACUCUGCCUUUUGAGCCGAGGAGGUGACCCCCCCAAGGCGGAAGGAGCCCGGCAGGAUUACUCCCCCCCAAGCCGAGGAAGCCCCCCCGGAGCCCCCUCUGCGGCCGGCGCCGCGUCAGGUCAGAGGAGCCCCGGGUCGCCGCCGCCGGUCUCGUCCCCGCGUCGCGGGAUCCAACCGGGGGGGGCUCCCCUCUCCCAGCGCCACGGGGGGGAAGGGGCCGCUCGCCCCCCCCCCCACCACGCACCCACCUCCCGUCUCCUCGGGGUGUCACCGUGUGUUCCCCACGUCCUGGCCGAUCCCCACCCCCCGCCGGCGGCGUCCCCGGGCCGGUGGUCCCGGUGCAGCCCUCUGACCGCUCUCUGCUCUCUUCCAGGUCGGGUGGCGGCGAAGUGGAGUCUACAUUUCCCCCUCCAAAACGGCCGCCGGGCCCCCCUCCCCUCCCCUCCCUUCC